AAAUAAAAAAAAAAAAACAAUACAACAACAACAAUGAUUGUUGUAUUACUAUUUUAUUAAAAUUAAUAUUCAUCAAAAGUGUAUUUAUCUCAAGAUUUGUUGACAAGUAUAAUUGCACAAUUAUUUUUUGUAAACAUGUGAUAUUGAAGUGUCAAAUUAAAGUGAAGUUAAUUAUAUAAAAAAAAAAUUACAAAACUGUUAUUUUUUUUUUCUCUUUGACAUUAUCUAAUAAUAAAUUUAUUUAUUUAUUUAGGAUAAAAGUAUGAAUACUUUAAUUUGUGUUUCAAAAAAUUUGACAUUAUUACUUGAAAAUAAAAAUAAUAUAAAAACAAUAAUAAUGUUAAUUAGAAAAUAUUGUAAUGAAAAUAAUAAUAACAACAAUAUCAAUGAUAAUGAUAAUAAUGUUAAGUCAAAAAGACCACUUGUCAAGGUGACUGACAUUGAUUCAGAGACAGAUUUAUUGGAGGAACCAACAACUUGUUGUAUGUCUGGAUGUACAAAUUGUGUUUGGAUUGAAUAUGCUGAUAAAUUAAGUGAAAAAUUAAAAAAUAGCAAUGAUGAUGUACAAAAAAUUAUUAUGAAUAAAAUACAAGAUCCUAAUAUGCGUGCAUUUUUAUCAAUGGAAUUAAAAUGUCGUAAAUUUAAUAAAUAAAUUAUUAAAUUAUAGAUCAAAGAAAUGUAUUAAUAGUAUAGUUUUUUUUUUUUUU
Aphidius gifuensis is the source of this 707-nucleotide messenger RNA. RefSeq lists its product as uncharacterized. The record is from RefSeq and is a predicted model, not a curated record. NCBI's taxonomy places the organism in Eukaryota, Metazoa, Arthropoda, Insecta, Hymenoptera, Braconidae. The transcript has a single exon. Gene Ontology annotation, cellular component: mitochondrion. Bases 263 to 652 code for a protein of 129 amino acids.